Messenger RNA from Panicum hallii, 746 nucleotides. RefSeq lists its product as uncharacterized. The record is from RefSeq and is a predicted model, not a curated record. Bases 1 to 651 code for a protein of 216 amino acids. The transcript is spliced from 3 exons. Lineage: Eukaryota; Viridiplantae; Streptophyta; Magnoliopsida; Poales; Poaceae.
AUGGAGGCGGAGGAGGUGGUGGUGGUGGACGACAUGAGGAGUGGGCUGUGGAAGCGCGGAGUGGAGACUGGAGCUCCAGGAGGGAGAGGAAGGGAUGGUGGUGGUGGUGGAGGCGGUGAUGAUGGCGGUGGGACUCUCACUCCCUGCCCUACCCCUGGCGCCUGGUGGCCGCCGGCCGCCCGCGCCCGACUCCUGCGCCACGCGCUUGCCGGUGGCCGGCCGCCGCGUCCAAAUCGCUACGUGACGGCGUGCGCCACCCCUUCUGCCUGCCUCCCGGUGCCCACGAGGCCACGACCCCAAGCUGCUGAUCCGGACGCCGCCAUCCUCGACGUGCUGAAGCCUGAAGAUGCCACGUUCCUAGAAUGGAGAUGGAGGUGGCCAUCGGCCUUCUGCUUCCACACCGCCGGCGCCGUAGAAGCAUUUGCCUUAGGAUGGAUGCUGCCUGCACGGCUAGUGCCGAAGGCAGCCUCUUCUGUUUCCGUCAAGGGCAGCAGCAGAGGAUCAAUAGAAUUAAAGAGAGAGACAUGUGAAGGUGCUGGUGCCAGUGCUAUUCUGUUUAUCUGGUGUGCUGCCUCGCCUAUGCUCUAUGCAGCAGCACGUCUGCUGGUUGCUUCAAAUGUGUACUAUGCACUCAUGUCCUGCAAGUUGUAAUGUGUCAUCCCGAUGUAAGUUUCCAGUUCCCGUCCAUUCCCAUUGUAUUCUCGUCUGUAUUUGUUCAUUUUCGUAUACCCGCCGAUUCCGUUUUC